This is a messenger RNA of Lolium perenne, 1995 nucleotides long. RefSeq lists its product as uncharacterized. The record is from RefSeq and is a predicted model, not a curated record. Lineage: Eukaryota; Viridiplantae; Streptophyta; Magnoliopsida; Poales; Poaceae. Gene Ontology annotation, molecular function: protein binding.
GACCUCCAGCUUCCUGAGACUGACGGAUCACUGGUCCGCUCCAUAGGGGAAUGGUAGGGUUUGGCAGCAGAGCCUCGAUGGAGCUCAGGUUGGGGCCUCGCCGGCGUUCCCCCCGGAUGCUAGCCCUAGUAGGCGACGGAGCGGAUCUCAUCAGCACUCUCCCCGACGACCUGCUACUCCUCGUCCUCGCCCGCCUGGGAUGCGCCGCCGCCGCCGCACGCACCGGCGUCCUCUCUCGCCGGUGGCGCGGCCUCUGGGCACGCCUCCGCCGGGUCGUCUUCAACGACGUCGCGCUCCACUCGCUCGAAGCUGCGCUCGGCUGCAUCCCUCCUCCCCCGCCCGCGGUUUCCCUCCUCCAAAUCCGCUUCCCCAUGCCGCGCGGGCGCGUCCCCAAGAAGCAGCUGGUGGACACCAACCGCGUCAACUCGUUGCUCCGCGCCGCCGCGCGGCUCGACCCGGAGGAGUUCUUCUUGGCCUUUCCCUGGGACCUAUUCCAAGCCCACGGUCUUCGCCUCCUCCUCGACCUGCCUUGCUUCCACCGUGCCACCUCCAUCGAGGUCGAGCUGGAUCUUUGUUGCACUAUCCGCUGCGUGCCAGCCGGCGGUGAGUUCUCCGCACUCGAGAGGCUGUCCCUGUGUUCCUGCACCGCCGAUCUCGACGCCUUGCUCUCCCGCUGCCCGCUAUUGCGGACGCUCCGGCUCACUGACGUUCGGUUCCAUGACGAUGUCAUGAGUGUCAACUCACCACUGCUGCAGGAGCUUAUUGUGGUCCAUGGGAGAUUUGUAGACCAUGUCAACAUUGUUGCCCCCAUGCUAACACAAUUGACCAUGUUCUUUGAAAUCUUCCAUACACAUAGUAUUUCCAUCUUGGCACCAAUGAUGGAGAAGUUCUCGUGGGGAUGUUAUUUAUAUGGGAACCAAGCUACGUUUGGUGUUUGGAUACUCAGGAAGCUGAGUCUAAAUACGGCAGAGGGGCAAGGGCAGCUCUCUUCGCUGCACGUGAAUGCCUGUGUUCCCACUCGUGUUCAAUUUUCUGCAAUCUUUGGGUAAACUAAAUUCUGUGCAUGACAUAUAUCCUCAAAAACUGUUUUUUCAGAGCCCGUCUACUAAUUUUUACGGUGAAACGGACAACCUUGAGCAGCAGAUAGUGAAGCAUAUGAUUGUUCCCUUCUAUGUUCUGGAGCUACACCUCACAACAAAGGAGCACGUUUACGGAGCAUUUGUGGUUCAUCUCCUUGGGAUAAAUCGAAUUCAUUGUGUUAUGCAAAGGCUUAAGGUCAACCUACAGAGACCAGAGGAAAACGAAGAAGGAUGCCUACCACACUGUCGCUGUGAUUCUCCGAACUGGAAAUCCCAAACUAUCUCUUUGACUUCUCUCGAAGAAGUAGAAAUCACAGGCUUUGAUGGAGAGGAUCAUGAGUUUGAUUUGUUGAAAUUGAUACUCAGAUGUGCACCAAUUCUGAAAAGAAUAAUUUUGAAGCUGUCACAGGAGGCCUCGGAAAGUAAUGACAGAUGUGCCAAAAUAUACAAUAUCUUAAGGGUGCAUUCUUCCGUGGAAUGCUCUAUUUAUCUUAGCUCUGGGUUAAUACAUGGCAGCCAGAAUUGCACAUUGACAUGAUUCUCAUCCUUACAUUGGCGAUUCAUGGUUAAUUCAUGGCAAUCAAAAUUCUCCCUCGACAGAUUCUUACUGUUACAUUUCUGGAUCCAUGGUGUGAAUCGACAAGAUCAUCCUUUCCCAUGAUGACAACCUUCUUAUGAUAUCAUUUGGUUUUAGAAUUUGUCCUGCUUGCUGCAACCAUUAGAAAAGGUGUUGUUUUGGCAGUGCACUGCCUCUGUUUGCUAGGAGUAUUGUACCCUUAGUUAUAUUCAUUUGUUGAAGUGGCACAAAUUAUUUUGCUCAACCUAGGUCAGCUAUGUGCUCCAAGUGAUCUCUGUUUCGACGCUGACUGAAGGAGAUUAGCUCGCUCUCUUAUCCUGAGAAUCACGUUAUGUUUCA